AUGGCUUGCAAAUGGGAUAACCCAGGCCUGCAGUUGCCGGUGCUUUCCCGGGGCAUUUUCUCCAUUAAAUACACCGUGCUCUCUGCAACUAAAAAGUCACAGUUGCUACGACUUCAACACAACAUUCCUGCAACAAGUAGUGUCCCAGCUUCCGUGGGACCGGAAAAGCGUCUUUCCGUGUCUCAGCAUCAAGCCCCUGAUCCCACCAAGCGACUGCCGCGGCUGGAGGAGAUGCGGCACUCGCACUCACCUCGCGCGGAGCAGGGCUCGCCCCGCGGACCGCAGCGCCGCUUCCUUUCUCCCUAUGAGCCCCAGCCUGGGCCCCGGGAAGACCCGGAGAGCCGAUCAGGAGCGGCGGAGGCAGCCGCGCGGGCGAGCUCGGGGCACGUUCCGGCGGAAGCACCUGGAUCCGGGUUUUCACUCGUGCCCUGUUCACAAGCUCGUGGGACCCGGGUUCUAAGAACACUGGGCCGCCCCCUGCUGGUGAUCGUGGUUCACAGUCCGCCUCAGGCCACGGCCCUAUGGAAAGUUCUCGGGAAGGCUGCGGGGGCCCUCUUCUUCAAGACAAGGAAACUUUCCGUUUCUCCAACUGGACUGGGACUGGAGCGCAUUCAAAGUCACCUAUUCAGGCCAGGCUCACACAUAGACCAGAGAGAGCUUCUGCCGUGUAAGAACACAUAUCCCUUGUAUGAGGCACAGACGCUAAUGGAUGAAGAAUCUGCCGGGGCGUUGAUCUUGGACUUCCCAGCCUCCAGACUGGGAGCAAUGGCGUUCUGUUGUUUAUGCGUUACCCAAACUAAGGACUUACGAUCAUUGUGUUGAAAUCAAGAUCAUUCAGCUCCAACAAUUUUCUUUCCUUUCCUCCUUUGCAGUUCUAGCUGCUCGAUUAUUAUUCUGGCAACCUAAAAAGCACUUUAAUAAAGAGAUGCUAGACCAAAAGAACCCUGAAAGUUAAUAAAGAAAAAAAAGAAAGAAAAAACAAAAUAAAGAGAUGCUAGACCUCUGACAAUGACUCCCAUUUCUUCCAGCUAGUCAUUACAUUUACAGAGACAGGGUUUUUGUUGUUGUUGUUGUUGCUGCUGUUGUUGUUGUUUUAUGAGAUAGAGUCUCGCUCUGUCACCCAGGCUGGAGGGCAGUGGCACGAUCUGGGCUCACUGCAAGCUCCGCCUCCUGAGUUCAGGCAAUUCUCCUGCCUUAGCCUCCCAAGUAGCUGGGAUUACAGGCGCCCAUCACCAGGCCCAGGUUUUUGGUUUUUUUUUUUUUUUUUUUUUUUAACUAGAGACGGGGUUUUGCCAUGUUGGCCAGGCUGGUCUCGAACUUCUGACCUCAGGUGAUCCACCUGCCUCGGCCUCCCAAAGUGCUGGGAUUACAGACGUGAGCCACAGUGCCUGGCAAGAUUUAUAGAGAGAGGGUCUAAAUUCAUUAGCCUCCCAUCUCUUCCUCUUGGUGAGCUCUGUGGUUCUGCUAAAACAACAACAAAAAACUACCUAUUUUUCUUCUCCUUGAAUGGUUUAUUCUUCUGAUUGUAUACAAGCAAACACACAAGCUUUACAGAUGAGCAACUUUAUUAGGUUUAAUCCUCCAAUAAGCUACCUUCCACACUUCAGGGUUUCGCGAGUAUGUGUGUGUGUGUGUAUGUGUACACUUCAUAGGAAACCUGAUUCUGCCCAGGGUCAGCUCUGGGAAAGUUGCUAGUGGGAGUGACUGAAGGUGGCAGAGGCCUGGAAGGUAAGACAACGGAGACCCUGUCUCUAAAUAAAUAAGUAAAUAGAGACCUAACAACUAAUUUAUUGCGAAUUUACUAUGUACCAGGAACUGUACAGGAGAUUGUGGAUAAAGAAAUGAAAAGACAUCAUUCCUAAUCUUGAAAAGCUCAAGGUUGGCCCAGCUUGGGCUCUCACACCUGUAAUCGCAGCACUUUGGAAGGCCAAGGCGGACGGAUCACCUGAGGUCAAGAGUUCGAGACCAGCCUGGUUAACAUGGUGAAACCCCAUCUCUACUGAAAAUGCAAAUAUUAGCUGGGCAUAGUGGAACGCACCUGUAAUCCCAGCUGCUCAGGAAGCUGAGGCAAGAGAAUAGCUGGAACCCAGCAGGUGGGGGUUGCAAUUAGCUGAGAUAGCACCACUGCACUCAGCCUGGGCAACAAAGUGAGACUCUGUCUCAAGAAAAAAACAAAAACAAAAAAAACAGACAAGCUCAAGGCCUAAGAGAUAAUAAACCAACAACAAUAAUAGAACACUAGUGAGGAAUGCAUAGUGCACUAUGGUAACAGAGGAGAAUACGGGUAUGUAUAGAGAAUGCUGAAAUAGCAUUAAAUUUUCUUUUUUUUUUUUUCUUUUUUUUUUUUUUUCUGAGACCGAGUCUCACUGUGUCGCCCAGGGUGGAGUGCAGUGGUGUGAUCUCAGCUCACUGCAACCUCCGCCUCCUGGGUUCAGGCAAUUCUCUGCCUCAGCCUCCCAAGUAGUUGGGAUAACAGGCAUCCGCCACCACACCCAGCUAAUUUUUGUAUUUUUAGUAGAGCCAGGGUUUCACCAUCUUGGCCAGGGUGGUUUUGAACUCCUGACCUGGUGAUCCACCCACCUCAGCCUCCCAAAGUGCUGGGAUUACAGGCGUGAACCACCGCGCCCGGCUAAAUUUUCUUUCGUUCUUCUUUUGAACUGCAAAUUACCUUUUUUUUUUUUUUUUUUUUUUGAGACAGAGUCUCGCUCUGUCAUCCAGGCAGGAGUGCAACGGCAGGAUCUCAGCUCACUGCAAGCUCUGCCUCACUAAAUACUACAUAACAUCAUGAUAAAUGCUUUUAAACUUUAUAUCAAAUUUCUCAUGUAUUUCAGUUGCAGUCAAAUCCAGGGUAUCCCUGGGGUGACCCCAAUGAGUCCACUCCCUGGUGUUCAUGUUUUGUAUCUUUUCCUCCCCUCCAGUGAGCGUGGCACCUGUGAUUUGAUCUAACCGAUAGCAUAAGGCAAAGUCUAUGGAAAGUCACUGCCAUGAUUACAUUAUUUAAGAUUCUGUUUUAGCAGACUGUGUCCUUCUUACACUUUUGUUAUUAAAAUGGUCUUGUUACUGGAAAGGGGACCCCAUCCAGAUCCAAGAGAGGGUUCUUGGAUCUUAAGCAAGAAAGAAUUUGAGGCUGGGUGCGGUGGCUCACGCCUGUAAUCCCAGCACUUUGGGAGGCCCAGGCAGGCGGUUCACGAGGUGAGGAGAUCGAGACCAUCCUGGCUAACACGGUGAAACCCCGUCUCUACUAAAAAAAAAAAAAAAAAAAA
Molecule: messenger RNA, 3263 nt
Organism: Macaca mulatta (Rhesus monkey)
Lineage: Eukaryota; Metazoa; Chordata; Mammalia; Primates; Cercopithecidae
Source: RefSeq, a predicted model, not a curated record